This is a messenger RNA of Salvelinus sp. IW2-2015, 5967 nucleotides long. RefSeq names its product dual specificity protein phosphatase 10-like. Lineage: Eukaryota; Metazoa; Chordata; Actinopteri; Salmoniformes; Salmonidae. Gene Ontology annotation, molecular function: protein tyrosine/threonine phosphatase activity; MAP kinase tyrosine phosphatase activity; MAP kinase tyrosine/serine/threonine phosphatase activity. Gene Ontology annotation, biological process: protein dephosphorylation; negative regulation of JUN kinase activity. Gene Ontology annotation, cellular component: cytoplasm. The record is from RefSeq and is a predicted model, not a curated record.
CCCACUACUGGGUUGGUUCUCGCUGCGCUCUCACUGUACAAAACGACUAAUUUAAUAUUAAUGAAGUCGUUUAUUGGCUCAUACCCGUGCCAAUCCUAAAGUGCCACUUCUCUAGGUUGGCUGAACCCCUUGUAUAUUAUUACUGGGGACCAAGGCUAAAAGUAAAAAUGUUGCGGAUCCACGGCACUGGGAAAGGCUGAAUGGAAUCAACAUUGAGCACAAAUAAAAUUCGUCAACAUUCAACCGGAGCACCCAAAAUAUUAUCUUACAAAAAUACUGGCUUCUUGUAGUUCUCCGUAGACGUCCCGACCCUCAGCCUCCCCAUGCCUCCAUCUCCCCUCGACGACAGAAUUGUGGUGGCGCUGCCAAGGCCGAUCCGACCUCAGGAACUCCGACUGUGCCUGGACACCAGCUACCUGGACACCACCGUCACCAGCCACGGCAGCAAGACAACGGUCAUCAGCACCACGGUGGUGAAGAUCCGGGCGACCAACCUCACGUAUAUGCCCUCAUCCAACGGCUCAACGCGCUCCCUGUCGUGUGGAUGCAGCAGUGCCAGCUGCUGCUCGGUCACCACCUACGAGAAGGACAGCAGGAACAACCAGCGCCACCAGCAGAGCCACCAGAGUCACGUGAGCCAGGUGAGCGCCAGCAGCCCCAACCUCAGCUAUGCUGGACCCGCCUCUUCCUCCAACCCCAUGGGCAUGGUCCACCAUGAGGCCUUUAGCGACCCCAGUCUCACCUCAGGCCCACCCAAGGCUCUAGGGUCCACCAUCCGGGUCAUCCACCCCAAUGAGCUGGCCAAGAGAAUGGCCAGAUGCCCCAUGGGCCACCUGGUCGGGACGGUCCCGGUCAUCAUCGAUUGCCGACCCUUCAUGGAGUACAACAAGAGCCACAUCCAGGGCGCGGUACACAUCAACUGUUCGGACAAGAUCAGCCGGCGACGGCUGCAGCAGGGCAAGAUCACAGUGCUGGACCUCCUGUCGUGCCGCGAGUCUUCCGGCAAGGACUCCUUCAAAAGCAUCUUCUCCAAAGAGAUCGUGGUGUAUGAUGAAAACACCAUGGAUCCCCAGAGGGUGACCUCCUCGCAGCCCCUCCAUGUGGUCCUGGAUUCGCUGAGGAGGGAGGGCAAGGACCCCAUCGUUCUCAAAGGGGGCCUCAGCUCCUUUAGACAGAACCACCAGAGCCUGUGUGACCACUCCCUCCACCUCCACGAGAUCCUGAACGCCAGCAUGGGCGUCAGUGGGGCCUCCGGCCACACGGGGGCGCUACCUCACUCCAUGUCCCUGCCCUCCACACCGGACAUCGAGAAUGCCGACCUGACGCCAAUUCUGCCCUUCCUCUACUUGGGCAAUGAGCACGACGCGCAGGACGCCCACAAGCUGCAGCGCUACAACAUCAGCUUCGUGCUUAACGUUACCACCCACCUGCCGCUCUACCAUUACGAUACAGGUCUCUUCAGCUACAAGCGGCUGCCCGCAACCGACAGCAACAAGCAGAACCUGCGCCAGUACUUUGAGGAGGCGUUUGAAUUCAUCGAGGAAGCACAGCAAGCAGGGGUGGGCCUCUUGAUCCACUGCCAGGCGGGUGUGUCUCGCUCGGCCACCAUUGUCAUCGCCUACCUGAUGAAGCACACCUGGAUGACCAUGACAGACGCCUACAAGUUCGUCAAGACCCGGCGGCCCAUCAUCUCACCCAACCUUAACUUCAUGGGCCAGCUGCUUGAGUUCGAGGAGGACUUGAACAACGGUGUCACGCCGCGCAUCCUCACGCCAAAGCUCAUUGGGGUGGAGACCAUGGUUUAGGAGGACACACGCCAUUCCUGCUUUAGGAGGACAUCCAACAGGCUACUCUUAAAGGCGGAUUCUGAGAUGGAAAUCUUUAUUUCAGAAUCUCCUAAUCAUGCUCUUUUGGGACUGUCACAGGAGUGCCAAAGUUCUUGAGAUGAGAUACGCCAAAAAUCCCAGCUGUUCCGAACUGGCCGGCUUCCCGGAGGAACAGAAGUGUUGGGGAGAGAAAACGGUCAGUGGGAAGCUGUCUGUGCAUGACAACGGAGGAGCAAAAACAUGGAAGGAAAGGAAAAUAGAUAAAACGCCAUGUUCUGUGGGGACUGAGCAAUUUAGUAGUUAGAGAAACUGAACUCUUCAGGCUCACACUGUGCUGUGGCUCAUGGUUAAUGUUGCAGGCAUGGGGCCGAGCUGGCCGAGGCGGUGCCUGUCAGAAAAGAUGAAGACUUGUUUGGUGUGUUGAUGUUCUUGUUCUAUUUUUAGACAGGAGUUUAUGGGAGUGACCAUGACAAGCCCAAAGUGGCUUACUGUGCAAUAAUUUCUGAGUGGACUGCCCCUGAGAGCUUGAUAUUAUGUGUAUAUAUGGGUAUUCAAUGACGAUUAAACAUUUCCAGCUCGCCGCUGAUUUGACAUUAAGUAAGUUUUUUAAAUUUUUUAUUGUUGUUAUCAAUUCCGUAUUUUUUGGCACAUGCAAUUGUGCUGUUACAUUUGGCACAAAUUAGAUUGACAACAUAGUUUUAUUUUUUUUGAAGUGUCUCUGUGUGUGUAUAUUUGUUUCAUUCUGUUUACUCUUCAAAAAUACUAUACAUGAAAACAUUCACGUUGUCUGUGUUUUUUGUUUUCCAACUGUGUUUUUCCAUUGCCCAUGACCAUCAACCAUACCAUUUGUUUUUAGUAAUACAUUUACUGCCAUAAAGAGCUUUGUACCACAAGUUUACUGAAAGUAGAUAUAUUGCUCCUCAAACAAAAUGGUGGUAAUCCUGUUUUAUAUAUUACUUCAGUUGUAAAGUAGAUUUGAGGACUAUUCUGUGUUUCUUUUUAAAUAAUUUACCCUCGCUUCUAACUUGUCCCUCUUUUAAUGUAGUGUCUAACCUCUCCAGAUAUAUUUUGGUAUAGUUGCCCUUAUAGUGUAUGUUACUACAUUUACCCUGACUCUGAAUGUGACCGAGUAUGAUUUACUACAUUACAAAGUAACACAGUUCUGAAAUGACCUUGAAUUGGGCCUCUGGCAUCAAACGAGACAUUGUAUCAAGGGUCAUGGUUAAAAGUCAGAACUGUCGUAGAAGGAAGGUACUGUAACCCCUUUCUAAUAUUUUGAAACCUCCCAGUCCUGCCUCUAAGCUAAGCUAACGGGGAGCUCUUGUUCUGCCACUUCGUGUAACACCAAGCUCAGUACUAGUGCCUCUAUCUAUGCCUUAACUAACACCUAUCUUUUCUCCACUGGAUCUUUUUGCGGCACUGUACAGUACAGGCCAUCAUCGCAUGCAGACAGAAGCAGCCGAGCAGGCUGGGGUCGACUACACGGCCUGCGGAUGCAAACCAAACCUUCAGCAGCAGCAGUAGUCAACUCUGUGAUACAUUCAAAAGGAUAUUAAGGCAGUUUGCACACAGUUUCACUCCAAAGAGCCUGUCACAGCAUUUGUUUUAAAACCAAAUUUCACUAAUGGAAUCUGUGCUGCUUUGGUUUUUAAGGCACUUUGGGCUAUUAGGCCUUUAGAUAAUGUGUAUUUUAAAAUGACUUUGAUCUGGUGCUGAAUCUGAUAUUUGAAAGGAGAAUUGAGAUCCUGAGCAACUUAUAGUCCAGGCCUCUUCCACACAGGCUGUGCUGAAGCAGAAAAGUCUGUUAUGAUGGCUGUGUGUGUGACCCCGCGCUGAGCUUUUGAAUCUCAUCAAAGGCGAGUCACUGAAAUGUUUCCUUGCAUAAUGCAUGCUGUUUCAAACAAGGCGAUGUGCAGCCACUUAGCUGCUAAUUAUGUUGAUGCUCAGUUUUGGCCCCAACUAGCGUUAGCAUUAGCGUUAGCGCGACAACAAACAAUGGUGGACUAUACAACAAAAGACAAAACAGGGUCCUAUUCAAUAGGGCAUGCAAUGUUUAAAUAUUUUCGCAACAGAAAAUGGAAAUUCGAGUUUUCAUUGGAUAAGGGGGUCCGGCCCGCAAGGGGGUCCAAAAUUGGGCGGGAUAACUCAAUAUUCUUUAAAAUGACUAAAACCAAAUGGAAAUUAGAAUGGACCUACAUUUAUACAGUUUCUUGACGGUAUCCAGCUCGCUAAUAUUCACCAAAAUGAAAGCUAGACAGUCAGGGAGUAUCGAAAAUUCGAAAAACGAUGGAUAGAUUCAAAUUUUGGAUAGAUGCAAAUUUAGAUGCAAAUUUUUACGCCGUGGAAAUAUAACACAUUUUCAGUGCGGCACUCCGGAUCUCGUUGAAGACCGGCCCGGGGCAAUUUUUUUGGGACACCCCUGAUUUAGUGCUUGAUGAAUAUACUAGUGGCUGAAUAAAUGAGGAAAAGUAUACUUAAAUAUGCUUUGCACGCGCAAUCAUAAUAUUUGUGUGGCAGUGUCCUUGGGGUUUGAACUGAAGUUACUUUGCAUAUAGGUUAUAUACAUACUGUUGCUACUGCUGCACCAAAAACCUCCUGAUUAUUCAUCGUAUAGUCCUCUCAAGAAAACAUUUGAGAGUUGAGGGAGACUACAAGACAAAGUAAGCAAAUUGAGGUGCUCUUUAGGAGAUUGCACAGCUAAAGAGAGUACAAAGCAUUUAUCUAUCCACAAAAUAUCUAUGUAUAGGGGUAAUAAAUUAUAUUUUUUGAAUUCUCACCUAUUCUUCCUGUCUUCAGUUGCUAUGAUCAUUUACAGUACAUUGGUGUAUAUUGGUGCUAUACAAACACUGUACGUGACAGGUCUUCAAAAGUUUGCCACAUGUUUGUAGCUUGUACAUUUACAGUAUAUGAAAUGAUAACCAUCUGCAAAAAAAGUACACAUCUGAACCCAUUAAGUAAAAAAUAUAAACCCCAUUUCUCUUCCACUGGUUUCCAAACUUGUUCCCUAUCGGCACAUCUUUGCUUUUCAUUUGUAAUUACAGUCUGGUAUUUGAUUGAUAAAUGUUACUGUUGUACAUUCUUCUUCUCUGGUUGGAAAACAAAGCAUGUGUGUUGAGUGUCCCCGGUCGGUUCACGAGAGACGCUCAUAACUCUCUACUGUCUGUCCAAUGAUGCUCUCUCACUGUGGAUGUCGAGCUUUUAUGCCUCGUUCCAAAUGGCACUCAAUAUCAGCGAUUUGGGGGAUUUUAGUUUCUUGUUAAAAAAGACUGUAAAAUGACCAGGAAUUCAGCUAUAAUGGGUUUACUUUAGGACAUCUGUUCCCAAGUAUUCCCACAAAUAGAAAAAUCGUAUCGCAAUGUAAUCAAUAUAUUAAAUUAUUGUUCUUUUCAAAUGCAAUCUCUUUUUGGGUUUAGCUGUGGUCAAUUUGCAGUUUACAAAUUAUUCAAAUUAUGUUCCGUCCCCCCUCUGACAAAAAUCAGCUCGCGGCUGAAUCUAUUUGCCUACCCAUGCCCUACAUAGUGCACUUCUUUUGAUUAGACUUGUCGAAAGGAGUGCAUUAAAUAGGGAAUAGGGUGCCAUUUGGGAGGCAAAUUUUGUGUCUCUCGCCAAGGCGGUUUUGAGUGACAGCUCCCUGAAAGGGAUUCUGGUGUAUGGCUUUUAUUUGGAAAGACACCUCUGUAUUAGAACCAUAUAAAACUGUCAUAUUUGAUUUGGGACUGUUUAUGGCUAGACCUGUUUAAGAGUUUCUGCUUUGGGCUCGGAGACUCUGGGGAGAACAGGGGGGUCACUAUACAAGUGUAUGUACUUUAACAGUGAGUGUGUGUCUAUAGUUCCGCAGUUAAAGCAUAUACUCUAUAUUCACAACUUUUCUAUGCAUAAAUUUAUAUCCAUUACUAUUUUUGCACUGACCUAUGGAUGGACAGCUGGAUUUUAUUUUUUCACAAAGGGUGCUAUUAUAAUGGAGGCCUUCUCCCGGACAACACCUUUUUGCAUGACCUGCUUAAUAUUCCCCCCUAUGACGGAUCUAUGACUAUGAACCUCUCCUCCUCUCUAUUCUUAAACAGUUGUGGUUUAAGCACUGUCAUUUUGUAAUCCCUUCCCUACUUGUAAGGUUUAAAAUAAACCGAGGCUAAAAGUUUUA